AUGGUAGAGAACUUAGCAGCCUCCUAUAUUGCUAUGAAAUUGGAGAAUAAAAUUUUGUAGGCCCAAGUGAAGUGGCUGAUGAAAGAAAAUGUUGCCCCACAGGCCCAGAUCUUAGAUUUCCAGAUGCCCCAAACAGUCAAGGAGACCCGACCACUCCAGAAUAUCUCAGAGUCCCAGGAACCCCAGAAACCUCUAGAAAACCUAGAUCUCCCUCAAGCCUGGAAGUACCAAGAACUCACAGAAGUUGAGGCCCCAGAACCCCAGGGACUUCCAGACUGGAAGCCCCCAGCAGCCCAGGAACACCAGGAAAUGCCAAUGGAGGCCCAGGAGCCCCCAGAUACUCAAGAUGCCCUGAUGCCCAAGAAGCCCCAGAAUUCAGAGCACCAGGAUCUUCCAAGUGCCCAGGAGACACAGGAUGCAACAGAAUGCCAGGAGACCCCAACAAACCUAGAACACCUUAACUUCCAACUCUUCAGGAGUCUGGAAACUGGAAUGCCCCACCAGCCUCUGGAUCCUUUAGAUGCCCAGGACUUCCUACAGCCCUCCCUGGAGGGCCUAAUAGUUGCUUUGACAUCAGCAGCUUCAGAGUUCCCACAAUCUCCCAGUGGGUUAGAGGGUGAAGCUGUCUUCCUAGAAUACUGUUUAGCCUUCAGUGGAGAUUACCAGAAACUUGCUGAGUUCCUGGUUCAAUUAAAUAGUUACAUGAGAGUCAGAGGGCACCUGUAUCCUACUAAAGCAAGUGUGGUGAGCUUUGUUGGCAAUUGAUUCUCAGGUGAGGCAAGAAUGUGUUUUUAAGCCUUUAGUAUAUAUCUAAAGUGUGCCCUGCUGGAGCAAUAUGAAAGUUUCAUAGAAGUGUUCCAGGAUACUUUUGACAGUCCAGAAAACAUGGAAGAUGCUAGUCGCUGCAUUUGUCAGCUUUGCCAAGGGGAGGGUCCUGUCCACCAGCGUGUGACCCACUUCCAUCUUGCUCAAGAACUAAACUGGAAUGAAAGCAUUCUCUGCAUCCAAUUUCAGGAAGGCCUUGCCAGUUCUGUCCCAGAUGAUCUGUCUUACACCAGCCCAGCAGCCACCAACCUAUCCGAUCUGAUCAUUCAGUGCCUAGAAGAGAAGCUAAGUGGCAAGCCUGAUCUAAAUCCACAAGGAGCAAGUCCCUAUAAGGAGAUAACUGGACCUGAGUGUUCACUAGCUGAAAACCAGCCUGUGCAGGCUGCAAGCAAUAACCCACAUCUCACUGAAGCUGAACAUGCCCACUGCUGUGAAGGCCUCUUGUGCCUCUACUAUGGUCAUCCUGGUCAUUUUGACAGAGAUUUUUCUGUCAAGCCUCAUCGUGCAUAGUAGGUGGGAAACAUCAAGACCCUACAGUAA
Mustela erminea (ermine) is the source of this 1365-nucleotide messenger RNA. RefSeq names its product retrotransposon Gag like 3 (gene RTL3). The record is from RefSeq and is a predicted model, not a curated record. NCBI's taxonomy places the organism in Eukaryota, Metazoa, Chordata, Mammalia, Carnivora, Mustelidae.